AUGUGGCCUUAUCUUAUUAGGAAGGCCAAAGAAGGUGGAUUGGAUACAAUUGAAACCUAUGUAUUUUGGAAUGCACAUGAACCGGCUCGUCGGCAAUAUGACUUUAGUGGAAAUCUUGAUCUUGUUCGGUUUAUUAAAACCAUUCAAGAUGAAGGAUUAUAUGCAAUUCUUCGAAUUGGACCUUAUGCUUGUGCUGAGUGGAAUUAUGGUGGGUUUCCUGUAUGGUUGCACAAUAUACCUGGAUCUGCUUUCCGAACCAACAAUGAUGUGUUUAAGAGGGAAAUGCAAAUUUUUACAACUUACAUAGUUGAUAUGAUGAAAAAAGAGAAACUCUUUGCGUCACAAGGAGGGCCUAUUAUUCUUUCUCAGAUUGAAAAUGAAUAUGGAAAUAUUAUGAAACCAUAUGGAGAAGAUGGAAUAAAGUACAUAAAUUGGUGUGCACAAAUGGCUGAUUCUCUUAACAUUGGAGUCCCAUGGGUCAUGUGUCAACAAUAUAAUGCUCCAAAGCCAAUGAUCGAGGCAUGCAACGGUUUUUAUUGUGAUAAUUAUAAACCAGGAAACCCAGAGAGCCCUAAAUUUUGGACUGAAAAUUGGACUGGGUGGUUUAAGAAUUGGGGUGGUGCAAAUCCACAUAGAACAGCUGAAGAUCUUGCCUACGCUGUUGCACGCUUUUACCAAAGAGGUGGUACAUUGCAAAAUUAUUAUAUGUACCAUGGUGGUACCAAUUUUGGUAGAACUUCUGGUGGCCCAUAUAUCGUUACUUCAUACGACUAUGAUGCACCUCUUAAUGAAUAUGGAAACUUGAACCAACCUAAAUGGGGACAUUUGAAGCAACUUCAUGAUCUUUUGCAUUCCAUGGAGCAUACUCUUACAUAUGGGGAAGUAGAAAGUACUGAUUUUGGCAAUGGCGUUUGGGGUACUGCUUAUGUCACAAAGGAGAAAUCAAGUUGCUUUUUGAGCAAUACAAAUAAUGUAUCAGAUGCCAAAAUCAACUUCCGAGGAACUGAUUACUACAUUCCAUCAUGGUCUGUUAGUGUUCUUCCUGAUUGUAAGGAAGAAGUAUAUAACACUGCAAAGGUUUAUGCUCAAACUUCAGUUUAUGUAAACAAACCCAACAAAGCUGAGGAUCAACCAAUUUCUCUGAAAUGGGUAUGGAGACCUGAAUUGAUCGAACCGACUGUGGUGCAAGGCAAGGGAGACGUUUCUGCUAACAAGAUUGUUGAUCAAAAAGAAAUGGCAAACGAUGCUAGUGACUAUUUGUGGUACAUGACAAGUUUUGAGCUUGGAAAAGAUGACCCAGUGUUGAGUUCAAAUGUGACCCUAAGUUUUAAUAGUAGUGGUUAUGUUUCUCAUGUUUUCGUCAAUGGAGCAUACAUUGGUUCUCAAUGGUCGAAUAAGGGUAAUAAACAAUAUCGUUUUGAGAGAGAUAUCAAAUUAUCCGCUGGAAACAAUUUGAUAACAGUGCUUAGUGUCGCAGUUGGAUUACAGAACUAUGGUGCCCAUUUUGAUUCGUCGUCAAAUGGACUUAAAGCACCUUUUGAAUUGAUUGGCAAAAAGGGUGACACUAAAAUAGUGAAAGAUUUAACCUCAAAUAAAUGGAAUUAUAAAAUUGGGAUGGAUGGGAUUACAAACAAGUUUUUCGAGUCAGAUUGUAAUUCAACAUUGAAAUGGGAUUCGGAUUCUCUUCCUAUUAACAGGAAUUUCACUUGGUACAAGACAACCUUCAAAGCUCCAUUGGGUAAUGAACCAGUGGUUGUGGAUUUAAUAGGUUUAGGAAAGGGUGUUGCUUGGGUGAAUGGUCAUGAUAUUGGUAGGUAUUGGCCCAGUGCUAUAGCAGAAAUGCAGGUUUGCCAACCUGGGGAAUGUAAUUAUCGUGGCCUCUAUAAUGAGAACAAAUGCCGCAAUAAGUGUGGUGAACCUACUCAAAGAUGGUACCAUGUUCCUCGUUCAUUCCUCAACGAUGGUGAGAACACAUUGGUUUUGUUUGAAGAAUUUGGGGGCAAUCCUUCGAAUGUACAAUUUCAGACAAAUGAAAUUGGUUCAGCAUGCAUAAAUGCAUACGAAGGAAAGACAGUGGAAUUGUCUUGUUACGAUCGACCAAUUUCAAGGAUUGAAUUUGCUAGUUUUGGCAAUCCACAAGGUGUGUGUGGAUCCUUCAAGAAAAGCGAUUGUGAAUCAAAAGAAGAUGCUGUUUCAAUACUUGAGAAAGAAUGUGUUGGCAAAGAAUCGUGCUCUUUCGAGGUUUCUGAAAAGAAAUUCGGAAAAGCGUCUUGUGUCCGCAAAAGGCUAGCUGUGGAGGCUAUAUGUGCUUAG
This is a messenger RNA of Durio zibethinus, 2313 nucleotides long. The record is from RefSeq and is a predicted model, not a curated record. Lineage: Eukaryota; Viridiplantae; Streptophyta; Magnoliopsida; Malvales; Malvaceae.